CGGCCGGGCGGGUCGGUGCCCGCUGCCCCCGCAGCCCCCACGGCUGCAUGACCGCCGCGGUCUCCGCACGUCUGGAUUCGGUGGAGUCCCGGGCCUUCCAUGCGCUGCUGGUGCUGCCCUAUAUGUUUUACGUGGGCUUGUUCUUUGUCAACGUGCUGAUCCUGUACUAUGCUUUCCUGAUGGAGUACAUCGUCCUCAAUGUGGGCAUCGUUUUCCUGCCCGAGGAUAUGGACCAGGCUCUGGUGGAUCUGGGGAUGCUCUCUGACCCUGGCUCCGUGCUCUACGAGACGGACAGCGAGCUGGAUGUCUUUGACGGGUACUUGGAGUGACGGCCCAGGGCGCUCCGAAACGACUGAGCUCUGCCGCCGCCUGGCCCGGGGCAGGGGCCCGCCGUGCCCGCAUGGCCGCAGCUCCGGGAGCGCCGCGGCCCCGGGGUGCCCUCUCUGCGUCGCGGCUCCUGCGCAUCUUCCCUUCCAAAUGACACACUCCCCGCUGGUGCAGGGGCCACAGGGGCAGCCGGGACCCGCUGCCACCGGGCAGGCCCGCAGAGACGCAGAGGGCUCGCAAGGGAAAUUCAUUAAACACCUGAAAUGGAUUAUGACCAGGCUAAUGGAUCAAGUCCUGGAAAGAAACUAUACUCUGAAAUGUAGAGAUGAAAAUAAGGAGAAGAGAACAAGAAGAAUUGUCAUCAGACCUUGUCAGUUGUGACUUCUCUUCAUGGUCUUUGCCUCUUGUGUGUGCACUUACUGCAGUGUUCAUGCACCAUACUGGGCUUCCAUAGGUAAUUCUGGGAUGGACUAUAUGAAAAAAUAAGAUAAACUAUGUUCCAUUAUAACAGAAAAUCAGGAUGUUACCCAGAUUUGAUAAACUUUUGAAUGAAUACCAUGUCACCAAAAUGGACACACUCCACAUAUAGCUUAAGCCAGUUUUACAAUCACACGUUGAAAAUUCUACCAGCCAGUAGUUCAAAGGCAGUGCUUUCUCAGGGGAAAAUAUGCAGGAGUGACUGAAGGAGGUUCUCUUCAGGGAGUAUUAUGGCAAGAACUGUGCUAGUAACAUAUUUUAUUUAAAAUGAGAGUUUUGAAAUAGAUCAGAGAGAGAAUUUUAUAUAAGUCAGGUGGAUUCAUUAUUUAACAUAGGAUACUUUGCAGAUUGUUUAAGCUCACGUUCCUAUGUACAGAUGUGAAAGCAAUACAAUAAAGACUGACCUUUUCCAUGAAAAAUCAA
Messenger RNA from Pseudopodoces humilis (Tibetan ground-tit), 1227 nucleotides. Lineage: Eukaryota; Metazoa; Chordata; Aves; Passeriformes; Paridae. The record is from RefSeq and is a predicted model, not a curated record.